AUUAAACAUUUAUGUAUGUAUUUUUCUUAUAAUUCGGUUUUAUAUCAUAACAUAACAGUAUUCCUAAAUGAACCUUGUAUAAAACAGGAUAACUUAAUAUUUCCAGCUCCUGUGCGACACAGUGCAGACCAUGGGAAAAGACUGUUCAUCAUCAAACCUUCUUCAUAUUAUGACAAGCGUUUUUUGAAAUUAUUGAGAUUCUACAUUUUGUUGACUGGGCUUCCAGUAGCAAUUGGCAUAACUCUGGUGAAUGUAUUUAUUGGUGAAGCUGAAUUAGCAGAAAUUCCAGAAGGCUAUAUCCCAGAACAUUGGGAAUAUUAUAAGCAUCCUAUAUCAAGAUGGAUUGCUCGUACUUUCUUUGACUGCCCUGAAAAGAAUUAUGAAAGAACAAUGGCUGUUCUUCAGAUUGAAUCUGAAAAGGCUGAAUUACGGUUAAAGGAGCUGGAAGUUCGAAGACUAAUGCGUGAGAGAGGCGAUGGGCCCUGGUAUCAAUAUCCAACUCCUGACAAGGCACUUAUUGAUCAUUCACCAAAAGCAACUCCUGACAACUAAUUGUUUAUUUGUUUAAAUAUAAAGUGUAUUCUCCCAAGUGGAAAACAAAUUAGUAAAUACAGUCUGUAUUUUUGCUCUGUAAUGAAUAAAAGAGCUUCUUUUCAUUGCUCUUUUUCUCAGUGUUGGUUCAAAUGAAGGCUUUUGAUUUGGGGUUUAAAAAACUUGGAGAACUAAGAAUUUGUGAAUUUCUGAAGUUGUGUUAACUUUGAAAGAUAUGUUUUAUUUAUCUGGCAAAGGGAAGUCACAGAAGUCUCAUUUAAGGAUCAGAAACAUAGUCAUUUACUGUAUACAUGUCUGUGUUGUGGGCAUCUGGAUUGUUCAGGGCCUCUCAGGCUCUUAAGUUACCUGAAAAUGUUGAGCCACCUAUAUAGAACUUAGCCUCUUAAUAAAAAAAUUUUUGGUGAACAAAUCUUAAAGUUUA
Ictidomys tridecemlineatus (thirteen-lined ground squirrel) is the source of this 973-nucleotide messenger RNA. The record is from RefSeq and is a predicted model, not a curated record. NCBI's taxonomy places the organism in Eukaryota, Metazoa, Chordata, Mammalia, Rodentia, Sciuridae.